Messenger RNA from Podarcis lilfordi (Lilford's wall lizard), 24192 nucleotides. The record is from the annotation of a GenBank genome assembly. NCBI's taxonomy places the organism in Eukaryota, Metazoa, Chordata, Lepidosauria, Squamata, Lacertidae.
GCCCUUGCUGCCCAGGCGAGGAGACCCCGCAGCGAGCUGCCAACGCCCGGCGGAGGAGAGCGAGAGCGCCCUGCGUGAGGUAAGGCGCUGGUGCCGCCGAGGCGAAGGCGGACGGGCCCGGGUGUGUACGGAGAGGGGUCGCGGGUGGAGGGGGGGGACGUUUUCUUUUUGGCGGUGGGGCGGAGGCGGCGCGAGGGGGGAAGACGCCGCCGCUGUCGCCCUGGUUUUUUUUUUAUCCUUUUCCGCUUGAUUGACGGGGGGAGGGGAAACGGUUUCCCGAGCGAGGUGGGGGAGGGGCGACCGGAAGCUCCGUGAGGAGGAGGAAGAAGAAAGGAAGAAAGAGGGGGAGGGGGGCUACUGGCGGAGGAUCGGGGGCGUCCGUUAGGCUCUUUAUCCGCGCGCCCCGUUUAUGAGGAGACAGUUCCUCUUCUCCCUACCAGCACCAUCCUGAGGGCGGACACCGGGCCGCCUUUUCGCCGGCUUCCCUUAUCUACCGGCUGGCCUCCCGCCUCCCUCCCCGCUCGGUCUUUUUCCCCCUUUCUUCCUGUCUCGGUUCCCCCCUCCUCCACCUCCCUCCUUGUAUAUCCCCGCCGCAAUCUCUCCCCCCCCCCCCAAGCUGGGCGUGGACGGGGCCCUCGCCAAUGCAGAGGAAGGGGAAGAGGGAGAACAGGGAGGGGGCCUCCCGGGGACAGGUCUCUCUCUCCCCCCCCCCCCCAAUCCAAGCCUAUAUGGGGCAGGCCUUUUCAGUCUGCUUCAGACCCGCUUGAAAGAAAGAAAGAAAGAAAGGGCUCCCCCAAAUGCAGGUUUGGGUUAAAACGUGCAUUUCUAAUAUAUAAUUUUUUUUUUUGCAAUAUAUAUGUUUGAGUGGCGGGCGGUGCUCCUGUUGGAUCAGGCCCCCGACCCAGCACCUGGAGACAAUUCGUGGCCGGAUCUAAGGGGGGCCGCCACAGGAGCCCCUGCUGCCUCACAAAUAUGUAUGUGUGUGUGUAUAUAGUGAAAAGAAAUCGGUCCCAAAAUGCAUGUUUGGGUGAAAAGUGUGUCCUGGGCCUGAAAAAGGCAGAAGAGACCUGGUCUCUGGCCCACCAGAAUACAGGGCAGGGUGGGAGGAUCUUUCUUGAGGUGGUGGGGAUGUCCCUUUGCCUCCCCGCUGGGAGCAGCACCCUCCCCCAUGAAAGGCGCUCUUAAUGCAGGAAACUGGCAAGAAAGAGGCAGGAGGAGGGGGAGAGAAAAGGGGGAUUCUAUUGAAUAUGACCCUGCCCCCCCAAUCUUGUGAGGGGUUUACGGAGCAGAUGGGAGGACAGGUUCCUUACCCCUGGGAGGGAAUUGGGAGGAGACGGCAGACCCCUGCUUCCAGUGGGCUUCCAGUGGGCUUCCAGUGGAGCAGAGAGGCUGGAGGAGGAAAGGGGAUGUCUGUUGGCAUGCCCCUGCCUCUCACCCUUGCCCUCAGGGGAGGGGGGUUACAGAGAGUGAGAGAAGAGGUCUCUGCUCCAGAAGGGAUUACAGAGGAUAGGAUGGUAGGCUCCUGCCUCUUCAGGUCUGUAAUGUAGGAUACUGGCAAGAGAGAGAUGACAGCGAAGGGGGUCCCUGUGGAAGAAGUCUCUUCUUCUGAGGGGCUUGCAAAGGGUGACAGGUCAGGUCCCUGUAUUGCAGUACAGAAGGAGAUACGUCGAAGGGAGAAAUGGAGUUUUGUAGACAGGUUGUUGUCACUGAGAAUCUAGGAAACUGAAAAGAGGGAGACAACAGGGGGAGGAAAAUGGAGGAUGGAGGGAAAAUAUACUGUAUAGUUAUUUUGUAUUCAGGCUUAGCUAAAAUAGGGGAAGAUAAUAAUGCUGAUCUCUUAAUUAGGAUUGCAGACAGUUUAUGUGUGAAGUGCUGUGAGUUCUAAAUGCUAUGGAUUGCAUGCAGUUUUGAGUAUAGUAGUUGCAUUGAAAUCCAUGGGACAAGUUAGUCAUGAUUUGCCUCAAGUCCUGUCGAUUUCAUUGUGAGCUACAUGCAGCAAACGUAGUCUGAACCCAAAACUGGUGUAAUAUAUUUCCCUUCUCUGUAGUAUGAAAACCAUAAUCACUCCCUACCCACCCCACCCCCACUCUAAAGCUGGUGAAUCAGUAGAGAGGUUUAGCUACUAUUCAGGAAGUAUUUCUCUCCUUUCCCUUGUCCUCUACUGCCAGAAACUCCAUAGGUGGGCUUAGAUAAGGCAUGGGGAACCUUUGGCCCUGCAGAUAUCACUGAUCUACAACUCAUCAGCCCUAGCAAGUAUGGGCAAUGACCAGGGUUGAUGGGCCUUAGAUGAAGCUGCUCCAACCUAAGACUUUACCCAUCUGUGAUAUUUGGAAGAGGAUGCUAAUACUUCUGGCCUAUUUCAUUAGACUGUUGCCAGGGUUGAUGUAAGUUAAUGUAUAUUGAGUACCUUGAACAUCUUUAUUGGUAUUCUUUCCUGCCACCUGCAGUAUGUGAAUUAAAAUACCAGUAAUUCAGUGGCUAGGAGACUGGAAUUUGCUAGGUGACACAUAGACAAGCCACCCUUUCUGUCUUAGCCUCCCAGUCAGAUAUACUUUGCUAUCCAUGUAUAAAUAUGUUUAUGGAAGCUUAAGGAGACAGAUUGCUGAUCUUUAGUGGUACUAUAUCACCGCCUUGCAUUAAGAAGAUCCUCUGACUUUAGACCAGUGUUUCUCAACCUGUGGGUCCCCAGAUGUUGUUGGACUAUAACUCCCAUCAUUCCUAGCCAGCAUGACCAGUGGUCAGGGAUGAUGGGAGUUGUAGUCCAACAACAUCUGGGGACCCACAGGUUGAGAACCGCUGCUUUAGACACAAAGGGAUCCCAUGCAUCUGGGUGAGUAAGUGGGAGAGGACGGACUCCCCCUGCCAAUCUCUUUCAUUUUCAUGUUGGCUGCGAAGAAGGGGAAGCCUCCUUGUUUGUGGCCAGCCUGGAAACUAAGCAAGCAUUUUUAAUUUUAUAGCCUGCUAGAAGGGCCACUAGCUUACAUUUUUAUGUUGGCUGAGGAGAAACACAGCCCACUAGCCCACUUAGUAGGCAAGUUUAAGUAAGGCUAGAAACUUUAGAGACUUAUUUAUGAGACUGUUGUUCCAUGACAAUAAUAAGAGCAGAAUUGAGGUUCUUAAUGCUAUUCUUGAAUCUAUAACUUCACUGUGCCUGGGUGUUCACAUUUUUUAAACCAAUCUUAAAAUUUACCACACAGAACAGAAUAUAUUACAGUACUUUCACAGAAUAAAUUGCAUGUUGCAAACAAUUGGCAUAUGGAGCUGCCUUGUACUGAGUCAGUCCACUGUUCUACGUACAGCUGGUGUUGCAGAAUGGCAGAGAGCUAUCAUUUGAGAAAACCCUGAUUCACAUUUCAGCUCUGCACAAGUGGGCCUUAGGAAGGGUACUCUCUCUCAGCAUCAGUCCUCUUCUUUCGCCUGCCCCCAAAUCUGCAACAUGGGGAUAAUACAGCUGCCUUAGAGCAGCUGUGGUCAACUUCUGACCUAUAUGUUGUUGGACUUCAACACUCUUCAUCCCUGACAACGUGCCAUGUUAGCUGGACUGAUGAGAGUUGUAGUCCAGCAACCUCUGGAAGGCUUCAGUUUGCACACCCUUGCUUUAGAGAAUGGUUGUAAAGAUUAUUUGAAUCACUUUGAAGACACUAUAAAUUCUCAGAUUUUAUUAUCUGUCCAUAUUGUGGUCCCUGGAGUGUAAGAAGGAAUUGGCCAGUGGGGUGAAGCUAAUAUUAUCAUGAUCAAAGAUGGUGUUAAGUGGAAUGAGAUUUUGUUGUUAUUUUUUUUGCUUGCAAGUUUAUUAAAGGGGAAAACAAAAAGACAGUUUACUUUCACAAUACAAUAAACAUCCAUCUUAAUUUACACACACAGUUUGAUACAUGUUUUCUCAAUAGGUACCAAAAUGAAGUUGGUGUUUAUAGAAAGUGCACUCAAAUGUAGCAAGGUUUUGAGAUCUUCAGACUAUUGCCUAGUAGUCACCUACACAUCUGUGUAUGUGGCUGCCAGAAAUAAUUGAGCCUUCUGCACAACUAAUUUGAGGCCUUCUAAAUGCAGAUUUGUUUUGUUGGUUUCAUUGCAAAGUGAGGUGGUAAUUCCUUCCCACUAGCUAAUACUUGAUGGCUAGAACAUUGGCUUAUAAGAACAUAAGAACCUGCCUUAUACCGAGUCAGACCAUUGGUCCAGCUAGCUUUGUACUGCCAGCGCUUAACUGGCAGUGAGUGGUCUGCCAGGGUUUCUUGUAGGGAUCUUUCCCAGCCCUGGAGAUGGCAGGAAUUGAACCUUGGACCUACUACAUGGAAGGCAGAUGUUCUGCCACUGAGCUACAGCCUUUAUUAUCAGUCUUACUGCUGUGUGUUAAAGUACAGUGAGUUAUUGGGUGACCAUGUAUUGAGACCACCAGAAGCAUGCUUUUUGUUAACAAAUAUUGUAAUGGAAGAAUGUUCACAGAAAUCUUGUGAUGGAAACUCCUUAGGUUGUUUGAGCCUGUAUGUGUGACAUGAGAUGUAUGCAAUACUAGGAUAAGUUAUUUAUUCCAAGCGUGGACACUAAAAGGACAGCCAUAAAAGCCAUUUUACUUUGUAAUUAAACUCUCUGCAUAUGGCUGCAAACUUGUCUUUUCUCAUAGUGUGCUUGUGCAUGUGCUAAUAAUUAGAUAUUGAUACAUGUUGACUAGUGUCCAGCAUAGACUGAAUCAUGUAAUAGUACUUUUUGGUGUAGAAAGCUCCCUACAAAGCUUCCUUUAUGAUAAGAAAGAAGCAAAUGGUAACAUGGUACUUUCUGUAGUGGCUCUCUGUUUGUAGUCUUCUUUGGCUAGGAAUUGAUGCACUUAAUCUGACCUUGAAGCUAUGUACUGCCUGUUAGCUAUAAAUCAAAUCCCCUAAUGUAUGUGUCCAGAGAAGUUAACCCAGAUAUUUCUUGUGCAUUUAUGCAGACAGAUGAUAGAUGGUGUUAGAAAUAUGUCAGCCAUGUUCACCCAGAAUAAUUCUCAUUGAUUACUGUAGGGCAUUUGGAGGACUUUACUGUGGGUUAGUAGCCACCUAGGGAGUAUGUGGGCAAAUCUCAGUUUACAGAGAGAGUAGCGCCUCUUUACAAUACAAUUCGUUUUAGAGGACAAUGUUUCUAGAAAGAUGGGACAAAUUAUAUACUGCUUUAACUAUUGUAACACUUUAGUUGAAUUGUGUCUGCAAAAAUCGUUUAUUUGUUUGCUUAGCAAAGCAAUCAGCAAGCUGUUCUUUUUUAAAUUUAGUUUUUAGUGCUUGUUAAUCUAACAGUUUCCUUUCCCUAUUGCUUUUUAUCUCCAUUGCAUUGCAUAAACUUGAGGUUUCUAUCUGAGGAUGGGGUGUGUGUCUGUGUCAUUGACAUGAAUCUUUCGAAAUAGUGCUUGCAAGAGUUCUACUUCAUAUUACUUUUCCCAUGCAAUUGUUUUCAGGUUUCCCAACCUUUCUGGGUCCUGGGAGCAUUUGGAAAUCUAAGAAACUGUGGUGGGCACCACAGGAUACAAUUUUCAGAGAAGAAAACUGGCAGUGCUCAGACUGUGCCUUCAGCAGGCAGAGCAUGUACAUCCCCACAAACCAAUAAAACACAGACAAAAGAAAAAGACUCUUACUAUGCAUACGAAGGACAGGCAAACCCCCCCCCCCCAUUACAACCCCAAAGCUUAAAAAUAAACCCGCAUUUUUUUAAAAAACCCCCCAUAAAAUAGAGAUAGGCAGAGGGCCUUGGCAAGCAUCAGUGAUGUGUCUGAGAACACUGUGGUGCCUAUGGGUGUUAUAUUUAUCAAUCAUUUUUUAAGAAAAGGUUAAAAGUCAUGUCCAUUAUGCAUAUGUGAAUUUUUGAUUCAUAUCUUAUCAAAGCAAUGCAUUCAGUUGUAUUUAGCAUGUUGUUGAGGUCUUUUAUUUCGAUGGAACCUGGAUCCAAGAGCUCGAUGAGACAUUCCUAAAUUAACCUGUUAUAUUGGACUGGUAGUAUCAUACUUGCCUACUUUAAAGAUCUUGACUAUACUUUAUAUUUGUCAUUUUAAAUCAGGGUUUCUCACACUUGUGAGUCAUGAUGCAUGUGAAUACUAACAGGUUCCUGUGUGGGUCACACAAUGAAUAGCUAUUUUCAUUUUGGGGGCUUCCCUCCCCUUUUUCUGCUAGACUGAUUGCUAUCUGUUUAUUAUUUAUUUGUUGCAUUUAUAUCUCACCUCUGAAGGAGCUCAAGGUGGUGUCAGUUGUUCUGCCCCUCUUCACAACAAAUCUGUUGAGGUAGGUUGGCUGAGAGGCAGUGACUGACUCAAUGUCACCUAGUGAGCUUUAUAACUGAGUGGGGAUUUGAACCCUGCUCUCCCAGGUUCUAGUUUUGACACUGUAAACCAGGCAUCCCCAACCUUCGGCCCUCCAGAUGUUUUGGACUACAGUUCCCAUCAUCCCUGACCACUGGUCCUGUUACCUAGGGAUCAUGGGAGUUGUAGGCCAAAACAUCUGGAAGGCCGCAGGUUGGGGAUGCCUGCUCUAAACACUACACCACACUGACUCUCUUGCUAUUAUGUGGUUCCUUUAAGACAUAGGCUUGCUUUCCCCUGCCUCUGUCAUGCUUAAAUUCUACUCAAAUAUAUUUAAAGAUGAAAAAUUAAAAAUGUAAAAUUUGUUCAGUGUUAACUACUGAUGAGGUAGUCUUCAUGAAGAACUUCUUUAAACCAAGCUAUAACAAUGCUCUCUCUUUUCUGUCAGUGUGUGUCAAAAGAAAUUAGCAUAGUGAGUUUAGGAAGAGUGCAGCUGGUUAUUAUUUGUGUGGAAUUCAGGUAGCUUCUUAGAUUUCAGGGCACCAGUAAUUCUUUUCAUCAAUAAUCCAGGGGUCUGUUGACUCUAUUGCUAGGAGCUUCUGUGAAGCAAAGCAUUUGCUCAGUGCUCUUCAUCUCCUUGUUUCUAGUGUGUUUUCUGCUAUUUGGAAUAUGUAAUCUGAACAGGGUGAUGAUGUGUGUGGGAACAUGUUUUUCAUUUCACCUCAAAAUUAGGAAAACAAAUACCAGGGUGAAUACUAAAAAAAAAGGCAGGAUUGUAUUUUUUGUUUUCUUUAAAAGGUAUCAUCCAGUGCUUUCAGGUUUAAAACAACAGUUGAAACUAAUAUACACCUAGUGUUAAUCUCUAGAAACUCACUCCAUACUUUCUAAAAUAUUUUUCUCAUGCUUUUACAUGUAAUGAAAUUAGAGAAAAAUCUACCUUUGGGCAUCAAAGCAUUAUAAGUAUGGUACAGUGUUUGUCAUCUGUAUAUUGUGGGCUUGAUACUGGGAUUUAACAGUAGCCCCACUCAGAAAAGAAUUUAUUACUGGUGUUCAGAUUCCAUCUCUGGUUCACAAAAAUAAUCCACUGAGCCUACCUAUAUGACCUCAUAUUGUUGUUUUAAGCCCUUUAACUAUCUAAAUUUUGCAUGUAUGACCACUUUCAGUUAAUGUUUGUGGUUGUGCUAGUCCUUGUUCUGGAAAGGUAAUCAGAGUCAACAAAUUUUGGCUUAUUUGGCCAGCUAAAAUGUAUUAUCGUGGCCCUGCCCCACCCCUUCCAGGAAGGGGCAGGGUCUUCUAACAUUAUGUUGAGUGUUGUUUGCCACAGCUGAGGAGAGGAAUGGAGCCAUGUCCCCAUUCCAUUAAACUUCAGAAAGCAGCAAGACGUCUUGUGUCUCAGGCUCACCACAGGGUCAGGAACAGCCCUUACCAUUUCCCAGUGCUGCUGAAGUCAGACCUUCAUGUUUUUCCAAGCAUCGAAGAAUACUGGAGAGUCUUGCUUGACCAUGGGCUCUCUCCAGAGCAAAAUAUGUAUUUUCAGGUCAGGGCAGUUGUGGAUAUGGACUGUGUUAGUAAAGCUUCUUAUUUACUCUUAUAGAUUAAAGGUUGUACAUGUGUUUGACCACUUACGGCAGAUUGUUAGUCUAUAGUUUGGUUUACAAAAUGGAAACUUCAUUUAAAUUAGUCAUAGCUGCAUAAUUGUUUGAACCAGGCCACCCUGAAAAUGAUCAGUGGAUUUUCCUUUUAGUUUGCUCUUCUGAUCUGAAGGGUAGUAUAUGUAAGAUUAGAAGAGCUACCUAUCUUUCUUUGGUGGCUGGUAUGGUGAAGUCUAAGAAUGGGUAACAUUCCUGUUGGUUGACUUUUUGUAGGAACACUUUGUGAACUAGGUAAAAUGUGACACUUGUGAGGGAAGGAAAGUCAAGAAAGCUCUACUGAGAUUACAUCUCACAGUAAGGUGUGGCUUGUGUUCAAAGUGGGUGGGCGUGCAUCAGAAGGCCCUGUUAAGUAGUUGUGCUGCCAUAGCUGAGCAUCAGCAUAAGGACUCUACUGAGUGAGGUAUGCUUUGAUGAGAGGGUGUUAACAAGUGUUAGCAAAGCUUUCUAAAUAAUGCUUCUUACCUGCUAAAGGCAAGCUAGAUGUUUGCCCUCCCACCUUAUCCAGUAUUCCUCAGUACUUUUCCAGUCCUACUUCCGUGUUGGUGUGUCUCUGCAAAAGAGAUAGUAAAGCACACAGAGGAAAGGAACAAGGCAAAGUACAGUGACUCAAAGGAGAGCACACCCAACAGUAGGAGGGAGCUGUGACCUCAUCGAUCAGUGUGUAUCUAUGCUGUUAGAAGUAGGAACAAUGUACGUAUCUAGAUGAAGGAAAUACAGUGAUACCUUGGUUUAUGAACUUAAUCCGUUCCGGAAGUCUGUUCUUAAACCAAAGUGUUCUUAAACCAAGGUGUGUUUUCCCAUAGCACCGGGGGACUCAAUUUACAAAUGGAACACACUCAACAGGAAGUGAAACAUGUUCUUAUUCCAAGGCAAAGUUCACAAACCAAAACACCUACUUCCGGGUUUGCAGCGUUCUUAAUCCCAAGUUGUUCAUAAACUAAGCUGUUCUUAAACUUUGUAGCUAGCUUAGCAUUUCAAACAGUGAAAAUCCGGACAGAAAAGUCUUUGAGCUAUUUUUAACGAAAAUUUGCAAAAAACAACACUGCCAACAUGGCUUGCCAUAUGUCUGGAUUUUCCCAGACACUUAUUUUUUUGCGAUUUCUACCCGGACGUCUUCCGACUGCAGUAUUCUGGGAAAUUCUGGACACAUGGCAACCCUAAGGUAGCUGUACUAAAUGGGGCUUUUUAAAGGAAGUGGGCAGCAUACAUAUGUAUGCAUAUGUAACUUGCUGAAAUGUUUCAUCUUCAGAAAAGCGCAUUAACCUCUCACCACAGUAAUAGCAAAAAGAGCUGCAUCUGAUUUGUAUUUCCUUUAAUAACUGGAAACUGAUUUAGAGCACCAAAGGGCAGAAUUAGAUGUCAUGUCAAGCCAUAUUUUGAAGGGUUCGUUUUAAUGUUAUUGAUCUCAAACAGGCCAAAAUGUGUGGUGCGAAACGUAGUAUUUUUCCUAUGUAGUAGAAAUUGUUUCAGAAAUUAAAAUAUCAAUUGUUUAGUGUGUGUCUUUGGUUGGCUAGGAUGUCAUUGUUACUUCUGGGUGUCUACUUGCAAAACAGGAAGGAAAGGGCUUGUGGUUAGAAGGCAGAUUCCAGCUGUGGUACCGGAUAUGUAGGCUGGAGGUCCCCAGCUUGGCAAGAGGAAGACAUUUAAAGCUUGUUAUUAACUUUGAAAUUCAGAUUAGAUAGAAAUUGAAGUGUGUUGAGAUGUAUGUCUAUAUCACAUCAUUUCUUCAUAGACAAAAUCAUACAAAAUGCACAUAGAUCAUACAGAAACACUUGCUGCUUUCUUGUUCCUAACCUUAUUUGAAAGUAGAGGAGCGUUAAUGUGUGAAUACCUUUUAAAUAAUGUGCCAGUAACUUUUUAGCAAUGUUUUCUCCACCAUGUAGGCCCUUUGAACUUCCAUGAAGGUUUACUGGGUUUCCAAGUGAUGAGGAAAUAAAACUAGAGCCCAACUUGAAAUUAUUCUGUAAUCAAUUGUGGUUCCUUAUCAGAUGUUGAGAAGGAAAAUAGAUUCCUCCUGAAAGUCUCUUGCCUCUGAAUUUUUUGUUUCAACUCUUUAGCUGCUUCAACUGUCAUAGACCUGUUUGACUAAAGUUAUUGGGGUGCUGAUACAGAAGCUGUAAUAGUGAUGAAAAAAUAUUUCCCAUUGUACAAAAUUAUAAAAAUAUGCAAUUGUUUUCUUUUGUUCUUUCUAGAUUAAUCUUGGACCUGAUAAAGUAGCAGACUUCAGCUAUGCAGACGAUUAAGUGUGUAGUUGUGGGUGAUGGUGCUGUUGGUAAAACAUGUCUUCUAAUUUCUUACACAACAAAUAAAUUCCCCUCUGAAUACGUACCAACGGUGAGUAAAGAGUAACAUUUCCAUAUUUUUCUUUUCUGUGCAACGUGGGGAAUAGGGAAUCUUAACCUUGUCAGUUAAAUUACAUACUGGUACAUGUAUAUCAUUAGUUGAUUCCUGUAUUUUAUGUGUUUUCGCUUUUAGCGAUAUUGUGUAUACAUGAUGUGGCUGUGGAAUUGUAUUUUUGUAUGUUUUACCAUGUUUCUGAAUCCAUAUUUUGUUUGAGGGAUCAGUAUUUCUCCUAGCAUGUAGAUAUGGUAAUUUGCAGACUCCUUUGUUGAGGCCAUUGGUUCUCAGUUCAUAUAGGUAAUUAUAUAAGUCUCUAGUUUGCUCUGUCAACUAUUUGAUCACUACACAGGUGUAAAAUUUCUGGAUUUUUUAAAAUAAAAUUUGAAAUAUAUGUAGUACUUAAUCAGACUUUAAAGACCAUAAAAAGUAUAUAGCACAUAAAUUGUACUGUUUGGUAACAGGUGCAUUUAUGACUCUUUAAAUGACAGAAGCCUUAGUUUUAUUCAAACUGUAAUUGCAGAUGUAUCCAGCAUUUGAGAUGGAGUAGCAAGCUGAUGGGGGUGGGGGGACAGAAAAUCUGCAACACCAGAGGAGGCAGGGGGAUAAGCAUAUUCAUAAGCUAUAAUCCCUCUUUCAGAGAGGUUCCAAUUUAUUUGCAACAGAAAAAGCAGAACUAGAGACUGACUAACUUAAAAGGUCAUAGUAUUGAUGGUGAUGAUGAUGAUAAUUUAUUAUUUGUACCCCGCCCAUCUGGCUGGGUUUCCCCAGCCACUCUGGGCAGCUUCCAAAAAAAAUUAAAAUACAUAAAAAUGUCACACAUUAAAAACUUCCCUAAACAGGGCUGCCUUCAGAUGUCUUCUAAAUGUCAGGUAGUUGUUUAUCUCUUUGACAUCUGAUGGGAGGGCGUUCCACAGGGCGGGUGCCACUACCGAGAAGGCCCUCUGCUUGGUUCCCUGUAACUUUGCUUCUUGUAGUGAGGGAACCGCCAGAAGGCCCUCAGCGCUGGACCUCAGUGUCUGGGUAGAACGAUGGGGAUGGAGACGCUUCUUCAGGUAUACUGGGCCGAGGCCGUUUAAGGCUUUAAAGGUCAGCACCAACACUUUGGAUUGUGCUCGGAAACGUACUGGGAGCCAAUGUAGGUCUUUCAGGACUGGUGUUAUAUGGUCUCGGCGGCUGCUCCCAGUCUCCAGUCUAGCUGCCACAUUCUGGAUUAGUUGUAGUUUGCAGAUUACCUUCAAAGGUAGCCCCACAAAGAGCGCAUUGCAGUAGUCUAAGUGGGAGAUAACUAGAGCAUGCACCACUGUGGUGAGACAGUCCGUGGGCAAGUAGGGUCUCAGCCUGCGUACCAGAUGGAGCUGGUAGACAGCUGCCCUGGAUACAGAACUGACCUACGCCUCCAUGGACAUCUGUGAGUCCAGAAUGACUCCCAGGCUGCGCACCUGGUCCUUCAGGGGCACAGUUACCCCAUUCAGGGCCGGGGAGUCCUCCACACAUAAUUAAAUAUGGAUGUUGAGUUUUGCUUUUUUAGUUUCAGAAAAAAAAUGAUCAGCUUGAAUGUUGAGUUAAAUUACUAAGUAGUACAGUGUUAUAAAUUUCUAAUCACAGCACAAAGUAAGUGUAGUAGUAAUUGUGGUCAAAAUUAACCACAUGAAAGCCACAUGCCACUUUAAAAAAUGUUUACCUAUAAAUCAGGCAUGGCCAAACUUGGCCCUCCAGAUGAUUUGGGACUACAGUUCCCAUCAUCCCUGACCACUGGUCCUGUUAACUAGGGAUGAUGGGAGUUGUAGUCCCAAAUCACCUGGAAGGCCAAGUUUGGCCAUGCCUGCUGUAAAUACUAGCGUCACAAGCUUUUAUUUAUUCAGUAACAAUGUCUGGAAGACACUGAAAUUCAAUUCUGAAUUCUUAUUUUACUUCAAUAAAUUUCAGAAACUGAAGGUUUCAACAGAUUGAAACAAGCCUUUCUACUCUUUCUUAAUUUUGGUAUUCGUAAAUAUAGACAAUGUUUUCACUUGAUGGAGAAUCAGGGAAUUUGAGAGCUCUCCAUGUCUACAGUAUGCUAAAAGUAGAAUUACUUAUCUCUUACCUUAAAGAAUAAUUACAUGAUUAUUGGAAAGCAUUUUGAUAGUGUAAAGAUAAAAUAGUAUUUUAAAACCUUGCCUUAAACCUUAAGGCUUAAAAGUAUUUCCUUCAUUCUGAAAAAGACAUUAGUUCAGAAGAGGGUUUUUUUCCUCGUGUUUUCCCCUAUGUCUCUAAUUUUUCCAUUGGAAAACUUAAAGACUUUGGCAGAUUAUUUUUUCCCCAGUUGUCUUCCAUACCUUCACAUCUCUAACCCCAACACCUUAGCAGUUAAUGGAUCUUCUGUGCUCUACAGUAAAUCCUUGUAUUGACUUAUUUUGUUCUCACUUACCAUAUCAAAUCUUAAGGAUGUGAGCAGCUAUGCUUUGAGCUGUCUUCUUUUGGCAUUCCUUUGAUCUUCCCUUCAGGCUAUCACAUCUUGGUCCUCAUAAUAGCAUGAUAAAGCAAACCAGGGCUAUCUGGUGUAAAAAAAGUUCCUCUAGUUUUGAUAAGAGCAUAGACCCCUUAUAAGUUACUGUGGACUGCUGCCUAACUAAAGGCUUAUCUUUAGAUCAAUAUAGUAUCCCUUUAGGGCAUUCCCCCCUCUGCCACUGAAUUGGUUUCCAUUUAGCAAGCAUGUAUCUUUAUAGCUAAAUAAAACAUAAAAGUGAGUUGCUACAAAGUCAUAAUCUGAAGAUCCUCACUUAUCUCAUUUGAUAAAGGAAAUUCUGUUGCAAGUUGGGGUCUGCAGAAUAGACUGCCCAGACACCCUAUUUCAUACCAAAUAUCUUUGAAAUUGCAAUUCUUUAUUUCAAUUAGCAUCUGAGAGAGGCUGCUGCUGUACUGCUUCAGCAGUGAGACCAAGACACAUUGGCAUGAUACAAAGCAUUAUUGUAUGGUUUGCUAAGCAUGGGAAGCUUGCAGUUAAGAUGUUCUGUUGGAAAGGAUUGUGUUCUGUGGAUGUUUGCUCGCACAUGCAUGUAGUGUAGUAGGUAAAAUGUUCAGCUUUGACUAUUCUGCUACACCAUAAUCAGAGCCCUGAACCCAUUUUUCACUAGUUGACCAAUGUGCUACCUGCAUUAAGAUGUAAAUGUUAACAUAAACUGUUGUCUAUAACUUGAACCUUUUUAAGAUUUCAGUCUUAAUAAAACUAGCAAAUUGCUUGUUCGGCUUUAAAAAAGAGAGAGCGAAAGAAAACAAUUGUGCUAUUUAAUUUAACUACUUGUUACAAUCAGUUUUUUCACUUGAUUUUCAGUAGACAAGAGUGGGCUAUAGUUUUACUGUGUUGCUUACUUUAUGCUUUGUACUUCAUAACAGUGGCAACUGUAAAUUUAGAAGAAUAUAAUAAGGUUUUUGUAAGGUUUUUUUUAUUGGCAGGUGUGCCAACUUCAGUGUCGUUGUGUCUAGUGGUGAUAAUUGAACUCAGUCAUCUGAUAGGUCAUGAACACAAAGUCACACUUCUCUUUUGACUGUUGGUUUACCUGCCUGCAUAUGGCUUAUGUUUGGAAGGUGAUGUUUUCACUCUGCCUCUUCUCUCUUAUUCCCCAGGUGUUUGAUAACUAUGCUGUUACAGUGAUGAUCGGUGGAGAGCCAUAUACCUUAGGCCUCUUUGAUACAGCAGGUAAGCUCUCUUUUGAAAUUAAACCCAUGGGGAAAGCAGGUGACUUGAUUUCCUAGCUGCUUACCUAAUUUUUCAAGACUGGCUCUUGAUUUUUGAAAAAACUUUCAACCAUCAAGUAUACACAGAAUUGCAGGAUAUGACUGUAUUAUGUGGUCAAAGCAGUGUUUUCCAGUUGGCCCCCAGGUGGUGAAGCUCAAUCUCUUGUUAUCCUGCAUCUGUAACUUCUUAGGCAGCCUUUGAGCGCAGACCGUUUUGUGAGGGUGUGAAAGGGAUUUAAAAUAUAGUGGAGAGACUCUUGCUCUUCUUGUAAAAGUAGCUGUUUCAGCUAGAAUUGAGAACUAACCUGGCAGGCACUUCUCUUGGGGGACUAGAGAAGGAACAGAAUGAAGAUGAACAGGACAGUAAAGGGAAAGAAGUAAAGAGGAAGAAGCCAUUGUAACAGGAAGAGUAGAAGGGAGGAUGUAGUAUACUUUGUGAGAAUCAGGAAAGGUUUAUUGUAUUAGUUCAUCUGAGGUGUAUGAAAUAGCAUAGUUCACACUUUGUGGCUAUGUUAUGCAGUAUGGUGUCUUAAGGAUUGUGUGUGCACACUUCUGUUUCCAAUCCAGGAAUGCUACUUUGGCAGCACUCUAUCCUUUCUUGCCUUUAGGCAGGGUGGACAUUGCCAUUCAUACAGCUUUCAUGAUGUUUCACAGUAUUUCUUGGUUGUGAAAUUAAGCACAGAGGGUGACUAAGGCUUCCAGUUCUUGCCUGGCUGGGAUGGGCACUUAUGCCUAGAUGGUGUAGUGCAUGUGAGUAAGCGCUGUGGCAGAUCAGCAGGGAGGAAGGAUGGUUCCAGUGGAGUUGCUGCUUGCCAAAUUCUGGUCAGUGGAGAGCAGUGUCUACUUCUCACAGGGUGAUUUGGCAAUUUGCAAUGUGCAUGGCAGUAAUAGGCUGCUUUUUCUCUGGAUGAAGUGGAGAAUUGCUGCUGCUUAUCUGCCUGACAUCAGAGUAAGUCAGACUCAUGGCACCUGUAGUAUUGGUAUCAAAAAAUUCUUCCUACAUGGAACUGAAAAUCUCAGGCUGAAUUUCUUAGGGUAUUUAUACCACCAUUCUAUAAAACAAUCAAGGUGGCUGCUUGAUCUGGUUUCUGGUUGAUAAAUUGAUAUACUAGAUGAAAAUUAUGCAGGCAUAGAUAGGUGCAAGGAAGAUAAGUUGUUUGGGGUGUAAGAAGUUAUUAAUCUAUGGUAGUAUUCUCCCCGCCCCCCCCCCCCCCGUAUGCCUGCAUAGUUAUCUGAAAAAAUGACACAUUUAUAAGGCCUUCCCCCUCAAUAUAGGCUUCUGAUGUCAUUUUUUAAUUUAAAUAGGACAGGAAGAUUAUGACAGAUUACGGCCCCUCAGCUAUCCACAGACAGAUGUGUUUCUGGUCUGUUUCUCAGUGGUCUCGCCAUCUUCAUUUGAAAAUGUGAAAGAAAAGGUGAGUAUGCUUUGACCCCCAAACUAGUUUUUGUCAGGCUUUGUAAAAAGUGUCCUGUGUUGUUGGAUAUCCUGAUAUUUGCAUUAUGACCAUCACAUUUUAUCUUCUCUUCAGUGGGUACCUGAAAUCACUCACCAUUGUCCAAAGACUCCCUUUUUGCUUGUUGGGACCCAAAUUGAUCUCAGAGAUGACCCUUCAACAAUUGAGAAACUUGCCAAGAAUAAGCAGAAGCCUAUCACUCCUGAGACUGCUGAAAAGCUGGCACGGGACUUGAAGGCUGUCAAAUAUGUGGAAUGCUCUGCACUCACACAGGUAAGGCUUCUCAUUUGUGGUGUUCUGGACUAUUUCUUUCAUAGUAGAGUGGAAUAGCUAAACAUGCUCUUUGGCAAAGUGAGUUCUUUAUGGUUCAUUCUAGCUGCAUGAGAAGAAUUUAAAUGUUUUUCACCUGAAGAUACUAGAACUAGCUUCAAAAAUUUAUCAAGUAUUUUGCACUUACUUUCUUGAGCAUUUUUUACUGCAAACAAAUUAUUUUCCUUACACGUGUUUAUCAUUGAGCAUAUAAUAGAACAAACACAAAUUUUGUCAGGAUGGUUAAUUGUUAUGAAAAACGGCUAAAUUAUAGUCAAAUAAAGUUGUGUAUCUUAUCACCGUGGGUUCUGAUAUUCUGUAAGGGUUCUAGGUGAUAGUGUGAGUGAUUCUAAUGCAAGAACACUAAUUAAAACAAGUGGACCGGUAUGAUUGACAAUUCAAAACCAGUCCUAUCUAACACAUACAGAACUGAAUGAGUUUUUCACCUACCUUUGAUGCAUAGGGAACACCUAUUAAUAAAAAUAAACUGAUAUGUGAGAUAGCAUACUUUACAGCUAAAUUUAAUGCAUGUAUGUUGGUGAAACAUUAGUGGUGUUACGGAACUGCAAUAGUAAUUAUACCUAAUCAGUUGAUUUUAUGCAUGAGAAUCAUGAUGAACUUGCAAAAUAGUAAAUGGCUUAAGGUUUUGAGUUACUUUUUCCUGCAUAUUACUGGCACUGCAGCAAAACUACAACACCUUUUCAGAAAUUAGGCUUUUUCAGGGAAUUGUGACUUUCCACAAAUCCCUUUCCCAAAUUCCAACCAACACAUAGUUGGACAUGGAACUGUAAUAUCAUCAAGCGUAGGGCUGGAAAUAUUUCUGCUUAUAAUUCUGUGAAUAGCAUUAGGGCUUUACCUAAGUUCUCAUUAUCACUUGGUGGUAUAUGCAAGUGGUGAAACACACUGUAGUUUUGAGCUGUGACCACCAGGUGCUCUCACCCAUUGCUACAGCAGGCCCUUCUUUCUGAGAUUUCAUGGAUUCUAACUAGAAAUUCCAGCCAAAAUCUCCCACAUAAUUCUUCCUAGUUAAGGCAACCUUUGCCAACCUGGUGUCACCAGUUGUUUUGGACUACAACUCCCAUUCGGUUGGUGGGAGUUGUAGUCCAGACAUCCAGAAGGCUGCAUAUUGGUGAUAGCUAAAGUAGGGAAUCUCAUUACUGUAUGCUGUAGCCUGUAGUUGUCUCAAAUGAUACUAUUGCUUUUGGCCUUUUAAAUGUUCCUAAACCCAUUUUAGGCAAGAAUUUAUAGAAAACAGUGAAUUAAAAAAACAACCUGUUUUUGUGAAAUGGCUUUUCAAAGGCUAGCCUGUCACAAAUCUAAAACAAAGUUAACAAGCAUGUUAAGCUUGAGAUUGUGCUUAGAACAGUUGCUUUCACACUCAUAAUCCAGGAUCAGCUAAAUUGCUUUUCUGUAUAAAGAACAAAGCAAGGGAGAAACUGCUGCUUUAUGGUGCAAUAGAUUAUACCAGUACACUACUUUAUUAUUAUUACUCUGAUACUUGUGUAAUGGAGCUGGCAAAUGAUUACAGCAGGCACUGGGAUGCAGUCCUUGGUUGCAGGAAAUCCCUUCUGUGGCUCUCCAGAGGAUAUUCAGCUGAGCUUACUCCAUGCUUGGGUGAUCAUGUAGGCCUAUUCCAUGACGUCAAAUCGCUUAAUCACUUACAUCAUUUUUUUCCACGAACCCUCUGUUCAGUGCAAGAUUUUUUAUCUAAAGCAGACAGAUAAAUGAAAAAUGAUCUGUUUGGGGGUGGGGUGUUUGUGCUGGUAAGAUGUAUAUUUGCAGGACCUAUUUCUUUCACUCUCUGGGCUAUUGGUUGCAUAUAGCGCAGUAGAUUUAGGCGAGUCCAGUGUCUUCAGUUUCAGUUGCAAAUACUUAGCUGUCAGUUUGUGACAGUGGCAAAUCUGUUACAGAGUUGCUGUUCCUUUUCUUAGAAAUCCUGUUGCUGCAGAUCAUUGGUUUGUGCAUUGAUGUGUCUGUUGUAGACAGAAACGUUUGUUCACUUGGUGUUCAGAACACACAGUUGUCUAGAGCUCCCAUUUCUGAUUUAUUUUACCUGUUUUAGUGACCUCAGGGGCCAUAAUUGCUGUUGUUGACACAGUAACUGGAGCAUACCAUUUUAUAAGCUGGUGUGUGUUCAUGCCAAAACCAGUGUUCGUGAGCUGCAAUAAUCCUUGCUUCCCUGGACUUUAUGGCAACCCCAGAGAGGUGGUGUGGAGUUGUCUUAACUCUUAACAUGGUCAAGACAGUACUGAUUUUUCCCAUUCAUUGAGAAUUGCUGAAAGAUUUGUUGAUAGUCAGUCCUCCCGACUGCUUGUGAACAUCACUUGAGCCUACAUUUACAUGCAUUAGGUUCUUCUACAGUUGGCAGAGCAUGUUGUUAAACCAUGAAAGUGGGUGGUGAGUAUUUUGCUACUCAUGAGUAGCAAUAUGAAAUUGGAGAGCAGCAAAUGAAUUCCUGGAACAUGCCACCCUAUGAGGGUUCUAACCUCACCCAUCCUUUGCUGUAAUAUCAGUAAGUUUUAAAAUAACUGGAGGUUACAUUUGGCCAAAAGUAUUGCCUGUGGUGCUCUCCCUUCGUAAUGCUCUGUGUAGGUAGGUGUUGCUGCUGAAAUGAACUUGACAGCAGCAGAUGGCCACGCAGAGCAAGUGCCAUCAGGAUGUGAAAUGGGAGGGACUGCAGCUGAGCAGGGCGUACCCUUAGAUAAGCAACUACCUUGUGAUUUUCUUGGCAGUGGUGGUGGCAGUGCCAGGAAUGAGCCUUCCUGAGUAGAUUUUGUUUCAUUUUGAGAGGGACAUGCAACUUUGAGGUGUUCACUAACACAACUACUUUUCAGCUCUUCCUUUUAACUUACAAAGCUCCUUUUGGAAAGAGAUACGUUACAAUAUUUCACUCAUAGGGUAAGAAAACAUCUACAGUAUCCAGGUAGCAUUCUUGCUAAGCCUCUGCUGUGCUUGUCUUGUUUCCUCUUUCCCUCAAAGAUCUACUUUGUUACAAAGUAAAUCUGCUUUGCUGACCACCUUUAUCCUGAAUGCUCUUUGUAGCUGCUUGUGUGAGUGUGUGUGUGUUUGUGUCUCUCUCUAAUCCUCUAACCUGGCUACUAUUUUUUUCUCCUUCCCUCUGUCUUAUAGAGAGGUCUGAAGAAUGUGUUUGAUGAGGCUAUCCUAGCUGCCCUCGAGCCUCCGGAAACUCAACCCAAACGGAAAUGCUGUAUAUUCUAAAACAGUUUCCUCUUUUUUUCCUUUCUUGUUGCUGCUUCCUCUGUCCUGCUGCUGUAGAAAGUUGGUUGAAAAACAAAUAAAACCAUCCUGAUUGAAAGAAGCUGUGUCUUUACUUAACGUCUUAGAGCAAACUCUGUAUUAGCUUUUGGAUUGGAAACUGCUUAUACAAUUCGUUAUGGCUAUGGAACAUGAACUGGACUCGCUUAAACCUUUUGCUUCUUGGGUUGCUGGAUCUUUAAUAGCUUUAUAAGUUAGGUUGCUAAGGGACUGAAGGUCUAUUUCAAAAGUUAAACUUGAGAGGAAUAAGUGAAAACCUGGUUAAGAGUUUUUAUAUCCAAAUGAGAAGUGAUGUGCAAUUCAUUUUCUCUCUUGUGGCUCUGUUAACUGUAUUUGCAUGAUGAUUGUACCUGACAUAGUGACCUGCAAGUGAUGCUGAAAUGGUGAAGGAUUUUCUGGUUUUCCUCUGUGCAGUGGGGCUUGCUGUUGCUUUGGCUGUUUGUGCUGUAGUGGAGUAUUUGUUGGUCCUCUAAGUGGGAGGGGAAGGAAGUUUGGUGUACCUGCUACUGCUUGACAGACGUCUUAACUUCUGUUUUCAGUGACACAGUAUCACUUAUUUUUACUCAUUCUCAAAACUUGCAACUGUAAAAUGUAAAGCUUCUUUAAAACAAAGUCAUACCAUUUGGCUUCUGUUGUCUGAAGGAAGGAAAAGACAUACAAUUGUAGUUCUUUACAUUUCAAAAUUAAAAUUAGUUGUUUGUAUAAAUGCCUGAUGAAGCAUUAUUCCUGUCUGCAUUCAUUUGCUUCAGUUUAACAUUUAUACACUAUAGUACCAACCUGUUCAUUUUUCCAUUAUCGAAGUCUACUACCAUUCCUUGCUUCCAAGUCUACUUCUGCUGCUUCAGUAACACAUGGUACGUCACACGGCUUGGCUGAUUUGUGCCAAAGGAUUCGCCAUUCUUGCUUGCUUGCUAAUCUAACCUGGGUGUCACUUGCCCCCUUUCCUUGGAUCAUUACUUCUUUUUCAACACAGGGGAUAAUUCAUUGUCAUUAGCAUGUGAGUUGUAAUAUUACUUUUACACACACACACACACACACACACAUACACACAUGGUCCAUGGGAAUUGCUUUAGUACAUAUACUUCAUUUCUUGAACUAUUGAGACUUGCUGAAAAUGUCCUCAGGCUGUUUUAUGGGCUUAAAUGUUGGGUGCUCUGUAUUAUUAUUAUCAUUUAAAAAAAACCUGAUAAACAAGGUUCAAACACUCGGAAAGGAAUAUUGCUUCACUGCAGGAUCUUCAUCUCUACUCAAUCCUUAACUUUGUCUUUGUGGGCUUUUUAAAACACGGUUUGCUUUUAAUAACCCAGAAAAUGAGACAGCCCCUUUCUCUUUGCCCCUUUUCAGAAAGGCCUAAAGAAUGUAUUUGACGAGGCGAUAUUGGCUGCCCUGGAGCCUCCGGAGCCGAAGAAGAGCCGCAGAUGUGUGCUGCUAUGAACAUCCCUUCACGGCCCCCUUCUGCAAAGCUGGUGUUGAUGUCAUACUAAAAGCAAUGUUGAAAUCAAACUAAAGAUUCAGAUUUUCCCAUUUGUUUUUGCAAUAAUGACAAAUGUCGUGCACCCUCUUCCCAUUCGCUCCCUGUGUGAGAUGCAAAUGUUAGUGCUCUUCCUCCAGUGCCCUUCAGUUAGUUGAAUUUUUUUAAAAAAAUAAUAAUAAUAUUGUAUUUCAGCAAACACUGAUCAGUACUAGGGUUUUUUGUUUGUUUACUGUUUAAUUUCUUUGUUUUUAAAAUUCAGGCAUGCUUGUGGUGAUUUUUCUCUGUAACAGACUAACUUUUAGGCUCUGGCCUCCAAGCCUUUCCCCAUCAUGCUAGGCUGGUGCUGCUUGGAUUCUUUGAUCUUCUGUGGCCAGCUUGCAGUCUAGGGGGAGCAGGUUUCAGUCCUUGGAACAUAUUCUGGAAAUGAGAAUGUCCCCAAACUGGUGCUCCAUUGAAGAGGGGUGUAGUUCAUCCUGCACCUCCUCUGAAGUUGCCUUCAAUCUGUUUCCCUUUCUUUUCUCCAAGCAGGUCAGAAAUUCCCAUCUUGCCCUUUAAAACAUGAAAUGUGUAAACAAGUCUUUUGUUUAUAUAUUACGCCAAAAGCUCUUUUUUUGGGUGUGUAACGCACACACACAUCUACACAAACCCCACCUAACUUUGCCAAUUACUAAUUCUUUUGUAGUUAGUUUUCAAAACUUGACAUUAUUAGGCAUUAAUUGAAAGGGGAGAACUGCAUCUUUUUAAAGUUAGUGCAGUCCAUUGGAUUUGCUAAACAACCAGCCUCUCUCUUGGCAAGCAGAGGCUUCUGAUCAGCCACAUGAGUGAGAUUUUGAAACCCACUCACAUGGCCUUUGCUUGCUGUAAUGGAGGGUUGAAGCUAACCAGCUGACUAUGCCGCAAAACGGUUUAGCGUUCUCUUUGACGAGGGGGAAGGAGACACGCCUCCAUCAGGAGAAAAUAUGGAUGGGAAAGAUGUUCAAUACGGCACCUUGGGGACCAGUAGAGGAAUUACCUUAAAAGUGCAUUGUGUGUCAGCAGCUCUUGCCUCCCCAGGUUGUUGCUUAGUAUAACACACCAUGUGAGGGUCUUUGACUCCAGUGUUAAUAGGGAUCUUACUAGAACUAUACUCUGGCUUAAUAUUUCUCAGUCUUCCCAAAUUCUAAUUCUUAUAGUCUCGUUAGUGUUGAACUGAUGCUUUUUUCCAUGUCUAAGUUCUUUGUAUAUGCAUUUUUCAGAUGUAUUAAACAUAAAGUAUCUUCACAAGCCCGACUGAGAAUACUUUUAUUUUCCCUGAGUGAUUUAUGUCUAAAGAGUUGAAUCCAGCUAAAUAUUACUCACUAUAGACCCAUUAGAAUUAAUGAACCUUAGCUCAUCAUGUCUAUUAACUUCAAUGGGUCUACUCUGAGUAGGACUGAGAUUGGAGACAACAUAUAGCCUGUGUGUCUUUUUAAAUAAAUAAGCACACUUUCCCUCCCUGAACCUCUUCUUGAGCUAUGAGUUCAGGACCCCCCCUUUAUAUAUAUAAUUUUUUUCAGGACUCACUUUUCAACAACUAGUUUAAAACUUCCCUCCAUGCUCUGCUGACUGGAGGCUUCUUGGCCAGUUUUGAGAUUUAUAUUGCCUUGUAGGGAGGAUUUUGGAGAUUUUGUUUUUACUUUGUGCAUUCCAGAACCCUGUAGCUUAGAAGAAAAUGUCCAUUGAUUACUUUGUGCUUGUGGUUUGGAUUUAAUAUCCAAAUGUGGUGCCUUUCCUCAAAAGAGAAGUUUGUUCUCUUGUUGUAAAAUAACGGCAAACAAAUAAACUUUUUGGGAUGUCCAUGAAUAACCUCUUGCACUGUGAGCCUCUAGCUAUUAAAGCACACCUCAAAGCCUAGUUGAAGUAAAACAUCUUCAAGAAAUUCCUAGAGUAGUAGCACCCUGAGAAUGGGUCACAAAUGAAAUAUGAGUGUUGGCUUCUAGCGUCUACUAUGAAUUUUGUGAGUAGAUUUUUUUUAGUGAUCAGUUAUUAUGAUGUACUUGGCUUACAGCAGUGUUCUUUAUAUUUUGGACAAGUCUUGGCAUCUGUUCAUUCAACCUGUGAGUUGAUCAUCCUCUGAUACAGCAAUUUCAAUUCUGGAUUUUUCAUCUAAGUGUGCUCUGGUAUGGACCCUUGCUAGACCUGAUGCUUUAGUCCAGGGGUGUAUAACAUUUGGCCUUCCAGAUGUUACUGGACUGGACUACAUCUCCCACCCUUCCUGUCCAUUAGUCCUGUUGGUAAGGGCUGAUGGGAGUUGGCAUCCUCCAUCGUUUGAAGGGCCCAUAGGCUAGUCAUCUGUGUCCUGUUUGGCCUUACUAUAGUAGUUCAGUUUAAAGUAUGUAACGUUUAGCACUGCAAGAUCCAUACUUCAUUUAGAGGCUGUUUUGCAAACAGGAAUUGUUAUUCAAUAAGCAGAAUGGAAAAGAGAGGCCGCUAAAUGUUGCUUUUUUUGAUCGGAGGAUUUCCUGCCCUCGCUCCUGAUUUUUGAGCCUUCAUUGGGCAUUGUCCGCAUGGUUUUUAAAAGUGAUUUGAGACUUCAUGGUUAAAAGGGAGCUGGAAAGGGCAACCUGCCAUAUUCCCUAUCAUACAGUUCUGGAUGACAAAGUGAUUACUCUUUUUUUGUGGGGGGCAAGCCUCUCCAACAACAAGUAUAGCUAGUGUGUACAUAAUUGAACCAUAUACUCUGCAGGUCUGAAUGAAUUCCCAAAUGGAAGGGUGUACCUACCUGGACUUUCUUGAGUUUCUUGCCUUCAGUCCAGGCUGAAGAAAAACAAGAGUUUUUCCUCAACCACCAAUCAGCAAGGUGAAAAAAGAGCUAGUGUUCUCUUUUGUGUGUAUAUAUGCAAUAUCAGAAUAUUGCUAGGCAUUCUUUCUUCUGUCAUGACACUCUGUAUUAGUACAGUUGUGUUUUGUCUUUCAGCUUGGGCUAGAGAGGCUUUUGGGGGGGGGGGUGUCCAGAAACUUCUAACUGCAUUUAAUUGCUGUCUGUCAGUGCACUUAAGGUAGCCUGCAGUUUAAAAUACUGAAAUAGGACAGAACAAAUAAAACAGAAUUUUCUCAGGCCACUAGUCGUCUCUUCAGCAGCUGAUAAUUAAUUCCUUGGCCUGUUUCUUCAUCUGCAGCUCCCAGGAAUUAUUUGUGGGGCCCGUACUGAAUGAAAGAUUAACAGAAGGCAGCUGUGGUUUUUAUAUGCAUACUCCGCUCUCCCCCCUCCUCCCUCUUGUAAUAUGUAUUAGAAUACUUAUUCCUGUGAUCCUGUAUUCUGAUCUUUGGAAUCCUUUGGUCCCAACUUGAGGAAUAGGACCUGUGUGUUAGGUGAGACAAAGCCAGGUUUUCCUGAGCUGGUGUUUUCUACAGUGGUACCUCCGGUUACGAACUUAAUUCGUUCUGGAGGUCCGUUCUUAACCGGAAACCGUUCUUAACAUGAGGUGUGCUUUCGCUGAUGGGGCCUGCUGCUGGCACACGACUUCUGCUCGCAUCCCAGGGCAAAGUUCACAGCAAGGAGCAUCUACUUCCGGGUUAGCGGAGCUUGUUACCCAAAGCGUUCGUAAGGAGGACGGUAUGUAACCCAAGGUUCCACUGUAGUUGUUGCUAGACUGCAACUCCUAUCAUCCAUAACUAUUGACCAUGCUGGCUUCCAAUAGCAUUUUGUAUUAAGUAAGUAGUACAAGAAGGUUUCCUUUAGAAAAUGGAACUCAAUCU